AUGGCGUCGUUUAUGGUGGAAACAUUUUGUGACAACUCUCAUUACGGACUGAGAAAGUUUGGAGGAAUCAAGAUAAAGCUAGACUUGGAGGGUUCUAUUAACAAAAUUCAGCGUCCAAGUUCUGGGGCGGAGUUGCCCCGUAGCACCGAUUUCACGCCUCUACCCAUAGUCCGGAGGGCAAAUUCAGCUCAAAACAUGAUGAUGGAUGAAGAUGUUGAGCAGGCCAGUUUGAUGUCUUUCAAUGACAGGCCGAGGGCUUUUCCCAACAUGCGUAGUAAAACCUACAGUCCAUUGAUUUUCCGGAUUCUUAGGAAAUUGAAUGUUCGUGUUCUUUCUAUACUUCUACUAAUCUGCUUCGGAGCCAUCUUUUACAUGGGAGCUAGAACUUCUCCCAUCAUCUUGUUCGUCUUCAUAGUGUGCAUCUUCAGCUUCCUUUUGUCAGUAUAUCUAACCAAGUGGGUUUUAGCGAAAGAUGAAGGACCUCCAGAGAUGGUUCAGAUAUCAGACGCUAUACGUGAUGGAGCUGAAGGGUUUUUCAGAACGCAGUAUAGCACUAUAUCCAAGAUGGCCAUCUUGCUAGCUUUUGUGAUUCUUUGCAUAUAUCUAUUCCGUAACUUGACUCCCCAGCAAGAGGCUGCUGGUUUAGGAAGGGCGAUGUCUGCCUAUAUUACUGUUGCUUCAUUUCUUUUGGGGGCGUUAUGCUCAGGUAUUGCUGGAUAUGUUGGAAUGUGGGUGUCAGUUCGUGCUAAUGUGCGGGUCUCAAGUGCUGCUAGACGAUCUGCGAGAGAAGCAUUGCAGAUAGCCGUUCGUGCUGGUGGGUUUUCAGCCCUGGUUGUUGUUGGUAUGGCUGUGAUUGGUAUCGCUAUCCUUUACUCAACGUUUUACGUUUGGUUGGGAGUGGAUACACCAGGCGCAAUGAGUGUUAAUGACCUGCCUCUUCUUCUCGUGGGAUAUGGUUUUGGUGCUUCGUUUGUUGCCUUAUUUGCUCAGCUGGGUGGUGGAAUAUACACUAAGGGAGCUGAUGUUGGGGCAGAUCUCGUUGGAAAAGUUGAGCAGGGUAUUCCCGAGGAUGAUCCUCGAAAUCCUGCUGUUAUCGCUGAUUUGGUUGGAGACAAUGUGGGGGACUGUGCUGCUAGAGGGGCUGAUUUAUUUGAAAGUAUAGCUGCAGAAAUCAUCAGCGCAAUGAUAUUAGGCGGAACAAUGGCUAAGAAGUGCAAAAUUGAAGAUCCAUCAGGCUUCAUCCUAUUUCCUCUGGUUGUUCAUUCUUUUGACUUGGUAAUAUCAUCAAUUGGUAUAUUAUCAAUCAAGGGAACACGUGAUGCUAGCGUUAAAUCUCCGGUAGAGGACCCAAUGGCUGUACUUCAGAAAGGAUAUUCUCUGACUAUUAUAUUAGCCGUUUUGACUUUUGGCGCGUCCACUCGCUGGCUGCUUUACACUGAACAAGCUCCAUCUGCAUGGUUCAGUUUCGCUCUAUGUGGGUUGGUUGGCAUCAUCACAGCCUAUGCCUUUGUCUGGAUAUCAAAAUAUUAUACGGACUAUAAGCAUGAGCCUGUUAGGACGUUGGCUCUUGCUAGCUCGACUGGUCACGGGACCAAUAUAAUUGCUGGGGUCAGCUUGGGUCUGGAAUCGACAGCUCUUCCUGUCUUGGUAAUAAGUGUUGCUAUAAUUUCUGCUUAUUGGCUGGGCAACACCUCGGGACUAGUGGAUGAAAACGGAACCCCCACUGGAGGUCUAUUUGGAACAGCUGUUGCUACAAUGGGAAUGCUAAGCACUGCAGCUUAUGUUCUUACGAUGGACAUGUUUGGCCCCAUAGCUGAUAAUGCUGGUGGGAUUGUCGAGAUGAGCCAGCAGCCAGAAAGUGUCCGUGAGAUCACUGAUCUUCUCGAUGCUGUUGGGAACACAACAAAAGCAACAACAAAAGGGUUUGCCAUUGGAUCUGCUGCACUGGCGUCGUUUCUUCUUUUUAGUGCGUAUAUGGACGAGGUUUCAGCGUUUGCUAAUGUGCCUUUCAAACAGGUUGAUAUUGCUAUCCCAGAAGUCUUCGUAGGUGGAUUAUUGGGUUCCAUGCUUAUUUUCCUCUUUAGUGCUUGGGCAUGCGCAGCAGUUGGUCGAACUGCACAAGAGGUUGUUAACGAAGUAAGAAGACAAUUUAUUGAGAGGCCUGGCAUAAUGGAGUACAAGGAGAAGCCAGAUUAUAGUCGCUGUGUUGCCAUCGUCGCAAGUGCAGCUUUAAGAGAAAUGAUAAAGCCAGGAUGUUUAGCUAUAGCAUCACCAAUUGUAGUUGGUUUGGUGUUCCGAGUCUUGGGAUACUACACGGGACAACCACUGCUCGGAGCUAAAGUUGUAGCUUCUAUGCUCAUGUUUGCAACAGUUUGUGGUAUCUUAAUGGCACUUUUCCUAAACACAGCGGGUGGUGCUUGGGACAACGCAAAGAAAUACAUAGAGACCGGUGCGCUCGGUGGCAAAGGAAGUGAAGCCCACAAAGCAGCCGUGACUGGUGAUACUGUGGGAGAUCCGUUCAAGGACACGGCCGGUCCCUCAAUUCACGUGCUCAUCAAAAUGCUCGCGACUAUAACUCUUGUCAUGGCUCCGGUUUUCCUCUGAAAGAGAACCGUUACCUAUCCGUUGUUUUGCCCUAAAGACCGUCUCUUGCACAUAUACAUAGAGAUAGGGAGAGAGAGAGGUUGGUUAUGAUUAUGAAUGAGUCACAUGAAUCAAUGCUUUUGUGUUUCAUUUCAUCUGAAUAAAACGAGAUGUUUUCUGUUUUUUUUUAGUUUAGGGGACACUUUUAAGCGAUUCUAGAGACAUUUUAAUCAACUACAUGUUUGACUUUAAGGAUCUUCUUAACUCUCACUCUACUAGAUUUCAUCUUUCUAGCACUUUUUACUCUUCU
This is a messenger RNA of Thlaspi arvense, 2893 nucleotides long. NCBI's taxonomy places the organism in Eukaryota, Viridiplantae, Streptophyta, Magnoliopsida, Brassicales, Brassicaceae. The record is from the annotation of a GenBank genome assembly.